Messenger RNA from Paramecium pentaurelia, 1807 nucleotides. The record is from the annotation of a GenBank genome assembly. NCBI's taxonomy places the organism in Eukaryota, Ciliophora, Oligohymenophorea, Peniculida, Parameciidae.
AAUGCAAGCAGAGAUUAAAAAUAUACCAUUAAAUUCUGGAAAAUACACAACCUAAUAGAGACUUGGUAGUGGUUCUUUUGGAGAGAUCUAUUUAGUCAUUAGUUAAUCUAAUGAGAUAUUGGCAGCUAAAUUUGUAAUUAUUUUAUUUGAAUCUAUUUAGGAAGAGGCCAAGUCAAAACAUCCUUAAUUAGUUUUUGAAGCAAAGGUGACAAAAGCAUUACAAGGAGGAAGUAGGUUUUUGUAAUAAAUAAAAUUAGUUGGGAUUCCUGUUUUACAUUGGUUUGGAUAAGAGGCAGGAUUAAAUGUUAUGGUGAUUGAUUUACUGGGGCCAAAUUUGGAAGACUUAUUUAAUUUAUGUCAAAGGAAGUUUUCAUUAAAAACAGUCAUCAUGUUGGCAGAUCAAAUGAUUCAAAGGGUUGAAUAUAUGCAUUCCAAAAGUUUCAUACAUAGGGAUAUCAAACCAGACAACUUUCUUAUAGGAUUAGGAAGGAAAUCUAAUACAGUGGUAAAUAAUCAGAUUACUAAAUUUAGUACAUACUUGAUUUUGGUUUGAGUAAGAAAUAUCGAGAUGCUAAGACUCAUUAACAUAUACCAUACAGAGAAAAUAAAAAUCUUACAGGAACAGCAAGAUAUGCUAGCAUUAAUGCACAUCUUGGUAUAGAAUAAUCAAGGAGAGAUGACUUAGAAGCUAUUGGCUAUGUUAUGGUCUAUUUACUUAGAAGUUAUUUACCUUGGUAAGGAAUCAAAGCAAAUAAUAAAUAAGAGAAAUAUCAUAAAAUUAUGGAAAAGAAGAUGACCACUCCAGUUGAAGUUUUGUGUAAGACUUUACCAAGUAAGAUCAAAUAUGAUGUUUUUAGUUGAAUUUUCAACCUAUUUAAAUUAUUGUCGAUCAUUAAGAUUUGAAGAUAAACCUGAUUAUAGUUUUCUGAGAAAGAUGUUCAAAGAACUCUUCUAGAAACAUGGAUAUGAUUGGGAUUAUUAAUAUGAUUGGUGUUUAGCUAUAAAUGGAUAAAAAACAAAUACAUAUAAUAAUGGUAAAAUAACGAUUCAAGUAAAUGCUAAUUAAUAUGAUGCUGAUGAAAAUUAACCUCCAAUUACUAUUUAAAUUAGUAAAUACAUUUAUUAAUUUAAUAGAUGAGAAAGUGUAAGAUAAAUAAGUUGUAGAAUCUAAGAUAAUAGAAAAUAAAUAUUAAAGAGUUUAGAAUCCAGAUAAUGAUAUAGAUUAAACAGAAUAAAUUGCAAGAAAUCUUAUGGGAAAUGAAUAAUUUAAUAAAUAAUAAGAAUAAAUUAAAAAGAAUCUUUUGGGUGAUAGUGAAAUUAAAUUAUCAAUCCCUAAUAAUACCAAUUAAAAGAAUUAGGCACCAAUUGAAACAGUUUUCAAUCCAAGAGUUGUUAUUUAAGUAUUAAUUAUUUAAAAUACUAUAGAAAAAAACUAUUUAUGAAAGAUUAGGACAAAGUAUGGCUAUCGAUUUUACUGUUGAUAAGCUGUUAUAAAAAUUAUAGAAUGAUCCAAAACUUAAGAGUUACUUUGUAAAAACAGACAUGAAAAAACUGAAUUCAUAGAUGUAAGCCUUUCUUACCAUGCUUUUUGGAGGGUAAGAAGAAAUAAUGAUUUAGACCUUCUAAUUAUAUGGGAAGAGAUAUGCUAGAAGCACAUAGAGGAUUAGGAAUUGAUGAUACUCAUUUUAAUCUUGUAGUCAAGCAUUUAAGUGAUACUCUUGUAAAUUUGGCACUUCCAGAAGAUAUUGUGGCUGAAGUAGUUGAGGUGUGCGAAUCUCUUAGAGAUGAUGUACUUGGAAAAGGAUGA